This is a messenger RNA of Carassius auratus (goldfish), 664 nucleotides long. RefSeq names its product eukaryotic initiation factor 4A-I-like. Lineage: Eukaryota; Metazoa; Chordata; Actinopteri; Cypriniformes; Cyprinidae. The transcript is spliced from 5 exons. The record is from RefSeq and is a predicted model, not a curated record. Gene Ontology annotation, molecular function: nucleic acid binding; RNA helicase activity; ATP binding. The coding region runs from base 95 to 628 and encodes 177 amino acids.
UGACUGAUGGUCGAAUGCAGCAAUCACAAUUUUAGUAAGAAACCCGUGUUAAACUAUAUAAAACAUUUUCACGGUGUGCUCGCCCUUUGUGAUAAUGUCGGCAGAAUAUGAAGGGAGACCUAGAGACAAUGGCCCCGAGGGCAUGGAGCCAGAUGGAAUCAUCGAAAGUAACUGGCAUGAGAUCGUGGACAGCUUUGAUGACAUGAACCUGCGUGAGACUCUUCUCAGGGGAAUCUAUGCUUAUGGUUUUGAGAAGCCCUCUGCCAUCCAGCAAAGGGCUAUUCUCCCUUGUAUCAAGGGAUAUGAUGUCAUUGCACAGGCUCAGUCAGGUACGGGCAAGACUGCCACCUUUGCCAUCUCUAUCCUGCAGCAGAUUGACAUAGAGCUCAAAGGUUCUCAGGCCUUGGUUCUGGCACCCACCCGUGAAUUAGCUCAGCAGAUCCAGAAAGUGAUUCUGGCUCUUGGAGACUAUAUGGGUGCAACGUGCCAUGCCUGCAUCGGUGGGACCAAUGUGCGCAAUGAGGUCCAAAAGCUGCAGGCAGAGGCACCGCACAUUGUAGUGGGAACCCCAGGUCGCGUCUACGACAUGCUUAACCGAAAGUUCCUCUGUGAGUACUCCGUAUUGUGAGAGAUCAAGUGCUGGGGCUGGAUUCACAAAAAAGUU